Haemorhous mexicanus (house finch) is the source of this 517-nucleotide messenger RNA. RefSeq names its product histone H3. Gene Ontology annotation, molecular function: protein heterodimerization activity; DNA binding; structural constituent of chromatin. NCBI's taxonomy places the organism in Eukaryota, Metazoa, Chordata, Aves, Passeriformes, Fringillidae. The transcript has a single exon. The coding region runs from base 51 to 461 and encodes 136 amino acids. The record is from RefSeq and is a predicted model, not a curated record. Gene Ontology annotation, cellular component: nucleosome.
GGCGUUUAUUACUGUGCUUGGUCUGCACUUGACUGCUCGCAUCGGCAGCGAUGGCGCGUACGAAGCAGACGGCGCGGAAGUCGACGGGCGGCAAGGCGCCCCGCAAGCAAUUGGCCACCAAGGCUGCCCGCAAGAGCGCGCCGGCAACGGGCGGCGUCAAGAAGCCGCACCGCUACCGGCCCGGCACGGUGGCGCUGCGCGAGAUCCGGCGCUACCAGAAGUCCACGGAGCUGCUGAUCCGCAAGCUGCCCUUCCAGCGCCUGGUGCGCGAGAUCGCGCAGGACUUCAAGACCGACCUGCGCUUCCAGAGCUCGGCCGUCAUGGCGCUGCAGGAGGCCAGCGAGGCCUACCUGGUGGGGCUCUUCGAGGACACCAACCUCUGCGCCAUCCACGCCAAGCGCGUCACCAUCAUGCCCAAGGACAUCCAGCUGGCCCGCCGCAUCCGCGGAGAGCGCGCGUAAGCCUUGCCAGAACUUAACCACCUGUUUUUAAAAAAAGGUACUUAAAAUAACACAAA